AUCGACGAUGAGCCAGCAGGCAGCAUGGCGACGACGCUUAUAAUAACAAAACAAGAAAUGGGAAAUGUUUUGUAUAAUAUGUCAUAAUUUGAUUAUGUGGCAUGAAUUCGUCCGCUGUCCUGGUAUCCUUAUGCGUUAUUCGCAUCGAGAUUUGUGAUCCGGAAUUAGAAGAAACUACUAGUGAACGUAUCAUGGCUGCAAGGAAAAUGAGAGGUUGCAGAGAAUCAAGGGAUAUCAGUGUGGAAACUUACACAAAUAUAACAGAAAACACAUCUCCAUUGUUGUCAAAUCAAAGCACAAGCAAGUCACAUUCAACCUCAAGGUCUAAUUCUGAAGAGACAUCAUUUGCAAAUUCUAAUCAUGCUACUGGUCCAGGAGACAUUAGCUGUGCUGCUUCCAGCACCUCGCCAGAUCAAAUAAGUUUUAUCUCUGGAAAUCCCUUUGUUGAAGUUACAAAAGGCAUUCUUCAUCUUUUUAAGGAAGAUGAAUUGACUGAGAUGCGCUGUGCUGCCGAUCGCAGUCACACUAUCUGUAUACUGUCAGUACCAGCGACAAUGACUUGCCAUGACCUCCUAACUUUCACAGCAGCUUGUCAUCAAAACAUACAACAUUUUAGAAUUCUCAGAGAUGGCAGUCCUAAUCAGUACAUGGCUCUAAUUACCUUUAGAUCAUCAAGCGCAGCAAGCGAGUUCUAUGAAACCUUCAAUGGUGCACCAUACAAUUCUCUGGAACCAGAGGUGGUUUGUCACAUGGUAUUUGUAUCCAGAGUAGAAGUAGGAGAUGAUGGAAUGCCUCUAAGUGGACACACAGAAUUACCAUCAUGUCCCGUUUGUCUGGAAAGAAUGGACGAGAGCGUGGACGGAAUUCUAACAAUAUUGUGCAAUCAUACCUUCCACUCCAGCUGUCUCGUAAAGUGGGGCGAUACAUCCUGUCCGAUUUGUCGAUAUGCACAAACACCUGAGCCAUUGGCUGAUAGCCAUUGCAUGGAAUGUGUUGCAGAUGCCAGCAAUGACGCAUUGUGGAUUUGUUUAAUUUGCGGCCAUGUAGGUUGUUCGCGUUAUCAUCAGGGUCAUGCAUUCGAACAUUACCGCGACACGCAUCAUUGUUACGCGAUGCAACUGGGCAACAAUCGUGUCUGGGAUUACGUAGGUGACAAUUUUGUGCAUCGACUGCUGCAGGACAAAGAUGGUAAAAUGGUGGAAGGUGGUCACUCCGCAGCCAAGAGCGAGGGUGCUGCCGUGGAGGAGAAAGUUGAUUCUGUGCAGCUGGAGUUUACAUAUUUAUUAACAUCACAGUUGGAAACACAACGGCAGUACUUUGAAGAGAGAUUAAAUCGUUCGGAACAACGCUCCAUGGCCGAUAUUAACGAACUGAGGGAUAAGUUGGGGGAAGUGCUCGAAGAAAAUUCGCAAUUCAAGAAGCAAUUUGCGACUCUCACUCGCGACAAGCAAACACUGGAAAAGCGCUUGCAGCAUUCCACUAACAAAUUGGCGCAAGUGCAAGCGGAAUUAACUGAAGAGAAAGAGUUGAGAAAAGCCCUGCAACUGAACCAGGCUUCGUGGCAAACAAAAUACAAGAAAUUGCAAGAUGAACUGUCUGAAUUAAAAACAACUAAAGAAAUCGAGAUCGCUGAUUUGAAGGAACAAAUCCGAGAUCUCAUGUUUUUCCUUGAUGCUCAAAAACAGAUCGAGGAGUCCGCCGAUCGAGACGAAAUUGCCGGCGGUCGUAUUGUCAUUCCUCCGACUUCUAAGAAUGGGAAAUCAUCAGGAUCUCGAGGGCACAAAAGUCACAAGAGGCAUUAAAAUCAUUGAGGUUUGUUGAAAGUUUAAAUUUGAUAUUCAUCUUUGAUCUAUUUAAAGUCUAAUCUUUUUUGUUUAGAUUUGAGAAUUUUUUGUUGAUCUGUAAGAGAAAAAGCGAAAAACAAUAUUUUUGUAAAUGUCAAUCACAAAACUUUUUAAUAUUUCAAAAUAUCAUAAAGGAAAUUCUAAAUUAUCAAACAAUGAGAAAUUACAUGAAUUUUGUCAGCACUGUAUGUC
Cataglyphis hispanica is the source of this 2036-nucleotide messenger RNA. RefSeq names its product BRCA1-associated protein. Lineage: Eukaryota; Metazoa; Arthropoda; Insecta; Hymenoptera; Formicidae. The record is from RefSeq and is a predicted model, not a curated record. Gene Ontology annotation, biological process: protein ubiquitination; Ras protein signal transduction. The transcript has 6 exons. Gene Ontology annotation, molecular function: zinc ion binding; ubiquitin protein ligase activity; nucleic acid binding. Bases 102 to 1802 code for a protein of 566 amino acids. Gene Ontology annotation, cellular component: cytoplasm.